GCUCAUGGGAGCUUAGAAGACCCCAAAAGUGUCACCCACCACAAGCUAAUCCACGCUGCAUCAGAGAGGGUGCUGAGUGACGCCAAGACCAUCUUGGAGGAGAACAUCCAGGACCACGAUGUCUUGUUGUUAAUAAAAAAGCGUGCUCCGUCUCCACUUCCUAAGAUGGCUGACGUCUCUGCAGAAGAAAAGAAAAAGCAAGACCAGAAAGCCCCAGACAAAGACGCAAUCGUCCGAGCCACCGCCAGCCUGCCCUCCUGCAACAUGGACCGGGCCGUGGUCCAGACCAGCAUGAGAGACUUUCAGACGGAGCUCCGGAAGAUCCUGCUGUCCCUCAUUGAGGUGGCACAGAAGCUGCUAGCCCUGAGCCCUGGCGCGGUGGAAUUGUUUACAAAGGCCAACGCGAUGCUGGACGAGGACGGGGAGGAGCGCGUGGACGAGGCGGCGCUGAGGCAGCUCACGGAGAUGGGCUUCCCCGAAGGCAGGGCGGCCAAGGCGCUGCGGCUGAGCCACAUGUCAGUACCUCAGGCCAUGGAGUGGCUGAUUGAGCAUGCGGACGACCCCACCAUAGACACACCUCUUCCAGGCCAAGCCUCGCCAGGCCCAGCGGGGGCUGAAGCUCCAGCUGAGGCCGCUGCCGCUUCCAGCGAAGAUGAGGAGCCCAGAGAUGAGCUCACCGGGAUCUUCAAGAGGAUCCGCAGGAAAAGGGCAUUUCGGGCUGAUGCUCGGGCCGUCAUUUCCCUGAUGGAGAUGGGGUUCGACGAGAAGGAGGUUAUAGAUGCCCUGAGAGUGAGCGACAACCAGCAGAGUGCUGCUUGUGAGUGGCUGCUGGGGGACCGGAAGCCCUCCCCUGAGGAGCUGGACAAGGGUAUCGACCCCAACAGCCCUCUCUUUCAAGCCAUCCUGGAUAACCCCGUCGUGCAGCUGGGCCUCACCAACCCCAAAACACUACUUGCAUUUGAAGACAUGCUUGAGAACCCACUGAACAGCACCCAGUGGAUGAACGACCCAGAGACGGGCCCGGUCAUGCUGCAGAUCUCCAGAAUCUUCCAGACCAUGAACCGCACGUAGGCCGCACCUGCACUCUCCACUACCCCAGUGGGCCACUGGGAGGGGGCAGUCCCCGAUGGGCCCUCUUAAUUCUCAGCCAGUUGUGGAGACAGUGUGAAGACCCCCUGGCUCCGCUGGGCUGAGGAGGGGACAGGGCCCAGGGCUGGAGGGGAUCCUGUCUGGACCCCAUCCCAAGCCUGGCCUGGUGUCCCGCUUCAUCUUACCACUUAGACUUCUGUGCCUCUGUGUGCCCGGCGCAGCCCAGCCUCCGACAGUGUUUACAGCAGGCAGUUGUGCAGGAGGGUUGCCUCCCAGGGGUCCCUGUGGGCUAUUAAAAUGCUACUUGUAUGGACCCAAUGGCACUGCUCAAAGUCACCUGCUAUUGGGACGGUGGCACGUUCCAGUCCUCAGUAUUAAACUCAAGCACACAGUCAAGUAGAGGAUUCACCGGUGACUUUUUUCCGUGAAUAAACCCCUUUCCUGUCUUC
This is a messenger RNA of Miniopterus natalensis, 1538 nucleotides long. The record is from RefSeq and is a predicted model, not a curated record. NCBI's taxonomy places the organism in Eukaryota, Metazoa, Chordata, Mammalia, Chiroptera, Miniopteridae.